This is a messenger RNA of Gryllus bimaculatus (two-spotted cricket), 2371 nucleotides long. Lineage: Eukaryota; Metazoa; Arthropoda; Insecta; Orthoptera; Gryllidae. The record is from the annotation of a GenBank genome assembly.
UUUUGUAAUUUGAAUCUCAGCAUGUGUUAUAUUCUCACGUUGGUUGGUGCCACAACUUGGCGCCAGUUUCCCCCACUCCAUCAACACGACCGGUGCAGAAAGAGCGGCGGAACGGUGGAUGGUGGUGGAUGGGCCGGCGUGCGCGUCGCCAAGCGAAUGUAUGGGUUAUGUUGAACGGGAUUGAGGAGAAAUGAAUGAAUGAGUGUAUGUGCGUAUGAAAUGGAAUUUGUGAGGUUUAGUUAGUUUCAUUUUAUCAUUUUCAUACUGUGAGAUUGAUAUCAUUUAAAGUAGUUUUAUUAGUGAUAUAACAAUGUUUCUUGGAGAGUCGUGGCCAUUCAGCCUCGUGCCUGCAUUGCUUAUAGCAAUACCUAUUUCAGUUCUAAUUUUGGUGUACGCCUACGUAAAAGUAAGACCAAAGUUUCCUGUUAGAGUGAUUUGUUGGUUCUGCCACAAGAGAUCCGAUGUUCCCUAUGACAAUUGGAACUGUUGGGAUUGUCCUCACUGUGAACAAUACAAUGGUUUCUCAACAGAUGGAGGUUAUAACAAGGUGAUACCUGCCCAGCAUGAUGAAUUACUGAAUCACUCAGUGACUGCAAAAUCAUCCCCCAAUAAAAAGAGCACCCCGGUCUCCAGCAAAACUCCAUUCUGUCGUAAGUGUACCAUAAACCAAGAUUUAAAGAUUCAGCAGUUGGCUUCAUUCACACCAAGGGAUCCUGCAAGUUUUGAUGAAGAAGUGGAGGAAUACAGGCAACAUCUGGAACGAGCAUAUCAGUUAUGUGAAUCCUGUGAAUUGGUUGUUAAGAAAACGCUUCGUCAGCAACAAGGAUGGCUGUUGGAUCAGCAUCGACAGCAUCAGCUCUCACUUCGUUCUCAACCAAGCCAACGUGUGAUAGCCUGGUGGCAACGGGGACUGCCUGUGAGUUGGCUGCAGAGGGGGCAGAUAGCUUCUUCGUUUGCAGCUCUGAGCCUUCUUGUGUCUCACAACCAAGAAUUACUUGCCAAGAGCUUUAAUCAAUACAUGUCUCCGGAUUUAGCUUAUGCAUUAGAAAUAGCUCCUAAAUAUGACCACAUCAUGGCUAGUGUAUUUACUAUUGCUGUAAUUAUUGUUACUGGUUGUUCUGCGUAUCGAAGACGAAUAGACAUUAUCACAGCAGUUUUGUGGUUUGUUCUUCUAGUACAUAAAUGGCUUCUGUUUUGGCCAUAUUUAAGGACAUGUGUUAGUGAAGAGGAUUUGAGAGUGGGCCAUGUGAUAGUAAUUGGAUUCACAGUUCUAGUGACCACAGUUGCUGCAGUUACUUCUCGACAAGUCUGUCCUUCAAAACAACUACAGAUGAAAAAACUAAAGCAAGAUUCGGAUAGUGUUUGCAGGGGACGAGACAUUUCAGAGCACUUUAAAAGUUCUGUUGCAGUGGAACCUUCUUCAAGCAAAUCUUCAUCAUGUCCUCCUUCAGAUUCUUCCCUUUCACAUACACCUGUGUCCCCAGCUGCUGGUCACAUAGAUUCAGAGCAGUAUUCAUCCAUACAGCAAUCUCCUUCUGAGAGACCAACAUCUAUGAGCAGCACAUUCUCACCUUCUGAGGAAUUAGAAUGGGUAUUGGGAAAACUAAGUAUAGGUCCACGUAAUAUUAGAAACAAGAAUGGUUCAGUCUUCAAAACGAAGUCCUAUAGCACAGCCAGUGGAGAGCGUAUUUUUGAACAUGAACACCAACCAGCUGUGAAUAAUGGUGGAGAGAGUAACUUAUUAAGACCUUCAAAACUCAAUUUCCGUAGAAAUGUUACCCAGACCUCUUGGGUUGCUGGGGGAUAUUGGCGAGAAUUGGGAGGCACUCUAUCCAAAGCAGUGCAGUCUGGUCGAAAUCUAUUAGAAACUAGCUUCCUAUCGCCUAGUAGUAGCCCAGUCUCGAGAUCGUCAAGCCAGAGCUCCGGUUUCCAUUCACACUCCAGCAACUCCCCUGCCAGCUCGCCCAAUUCUUAUAGUGGCUCAAUGUGUGGAGGAGAAGGGGAUCGCUUUUCAGUGCUCUCUGAACAUGCAGCACCCAUGGUGACUUGUCACUGUGGUUCUAGCGUGAACAAUGCUGUUGCUGUCUCGAAAUUACCAUUUAUGGGGAUGCAAUAUUAUGGGGGAUUCCCUGUGUGUGUUCCUCAUGUAUGUCCAUUAAGUGUAGCCACAACUCCCAGUGGUCUGGCCCCUCGCAGUAUUCCAUGGAUAGCUAAUUCUCAAUACUUCCAAAGCCCAAAACAUUGCUUCCCAGGUUCAUAUUGUUUUCCUCCAUUUCCUCACCCGACUGUGAAGCAGUUGCCCUCGAGCCACACAGCUGCAUCUGAUGCUUUGAGUCAUUCAGGUAAAAAUUCAAGUAAAUUGGGAACUUAA